AUGUACGACGACUCCUGGUACAGCUUCGUGCCAGACGUGGCCAAGAAAGCCACCUCGGCCGCUCCGGGUCCUGUCCACCGCCGCAAGGAGUCGCUGUUGCAGCAAUCUAACGGCAUUCCACAAGCUUCCAGUGCUCCGGAGACUCUCGACGAAAUCUUAGAGGGGGUUGAGGAUCGCAACACCCCUCCCGAAGCAACUGUGCUCCGCCGCGCAAAGUCAUACUCUGACUUUUACCACGUUGUUCGAGCUCAAUUGGCCAAGGAUGAGCAGAGAAAGAAGCGCAGACGGAGGAAGGACAAGACAUGGGAUGCCUUGGAUAUCGCGGCCGACACCACCGACUCCAAGACAGACCACCGCCCAGUUCUGAGCCUGUAUGAGGAUGAAUUGCGCGAGGCUAGCCAGCAUGAGUAUUUACUUUACAACGACCAGCUCACCCUCACCGAACGACACCUCGAUACACUCAUCGAUGACACAAAUGCAGCGCUGAAGCUCCUGACGACGCUGUCCGAGUCAUUCCAAUCCGUCGAGGCACAGACGAGCUCGUUCCAGUCUCGGUGCGAGGACCUUUUGUCGGAACAGCUCAGGCUCGAGAAGCUGGCAGAUGAAGUCGGCACCGAUCUCCACUUCUACGCCUACCUCGACAACGUCUCCAGGAGACUCAAUGCCCCUGGUGCUGGACGGUUGGUUGACGACGACUCUUUUGGCGAGAUUCUGAGGAACCUAGACUCCUGCAUUGGCUUCAUGUCAAAACACACAAACUACCGCGAUGCCGAGUCGUACCUGGCUCGCUAUGAAGCGUUGUUGACCAAGGCGCUCCACCUGCUCGAAGUGGGCUUCACCAACCGGUUGGAAAGCAUAUCGUCCGAGAUCUCUGGCCUGAUUGCGGGAACCAAGUCAGAGGCCACUCGACACGCGGUCGCAUAUGGACGUUUCGAGGAGAUGAUACUCGAUUCGUACUCUUUAAUCCCUAAUGUUCACAAGGUUGUGAGCAGUGUGUACGAUCAAUAUGGCCUUCCGAUCGCCAGUGUUGCCAAGGAUAUCUAUUCCAACACCACUAGCAACCUUUUCAGCUCUUACCUGGGUUUUCGGGACCGCGACCUCAAGCCCAUUGUGCAGCAUGAUCAGGACGAGUUCAAGAAGGAAAUCAAAGACCUAUCCGUCGAGACAGCCUCGAGGAAUUACAUCAAACAGAGCUUUGAGCGCGCUUUCAAUGAGGCCAAUUUGUUCUCCAAGAUCUUUGGCCUGGACCUGCAGUGGAGUUCUGACCCAGAAUCGGCCUACGGGGUCCUCAAAUCCAACCAGAGGUCUCUUGUCAACCCCGCAAACCUCGUGCAGAUAGCCGCCAACCUACAGUCAGCGUUGCAAACGGCAGACCUGGACACUAUUUGCAGCGUUGUGGGAUGGCUGACCAACGAGUAUCUGGUCCUCGACUACGACGAAGAAGAAUCGCCUUUCGCGCGCCAGUGUCGAGAGCUCAGCGCCAGGCUGCUGACCGAGCAUCUCUGGAUCUUUACAGACAGCGCAUUCGAGGGGGAGAUCACUAAGACGAUCGCGAAGGCUGUGGUGAAGGAUGAGACCCUGACCAUCGGGCCCGUCGUCAAUGGCGUCUCUUCCUCAAACGCCUUCCCGCCUGUCAAACAAGCACUUAAACUCCUGGCCAUGUACGACCAGGCCAUGCCCAAGGAACGAAGCCAAAAAAAUAGCCAAGUCGUCUUCAAGAUCGUUCGUGAAACCAUUCAGAUACUCCAGCGCGCCGAAGCUCGUAUCAAGUCCAUCAGAGCAGGAACAGACGCCGACUUAUUCAUGGUAAAAAAUCUUCUCAUCGUCAAGAACGAGCUCGUAUCCCUCGAGAUCGGCGACAUCCGAGGCGACGCAGCGGCAAUGCAGCACUUCGGCCACAUUUGGGAUAACCUGAGCCCCCAGAGCUGGGUGGGCUUCGUCAGCAACAUCAUCGGCGGCUCCCUCUGGUCGCGUGCUGCGCCGCAGCAGGCAUCUGUCACGGCCAAGACACUGACGGUCGAAGACAUGAGCGAGCAGCUGGAUGAGCUGCUGAGGCAGUCCAUCGUCGCUUUCACCCAGCGAUGGGGAGCCCUAACGAAUGAUGCCCGCGCUAGGAAGCCGGGCGUGAAGCCGAUCGGCAAGGUCGAGAAGGAGCUGGACGAGGUGCUUCAGAGAGCUUUCAGUAAUCAGCCCGAGGUCAUUGCGAAGCUGAAGGAGGCCAUCCAGAUUAACGCGCAGGCGCAGGAGGCGGCGCAAGAGGAAAAGAAGGGAAUCAGACGGUACUAG
Molecule: messenger RNA, 2286 nt
Organism: Colletotrichum higginsianum IMI 349063
Lineage: Eukaryota; Fungi; Ascomycota; Sordariomycetes; Glomerellales; Glomerellaceae
Product: Sec34-like family protein
Exons: 5
Coding region: 1-2286 (761 amino acids)
Biological process (GO): cytoplasm to vacuole targeting by the Cvt pathway; autophagy; intra-Golgi vesicle-mediated transport
Cellular component (GO): cis-Golgi network; membrane; COG complex
Source: RefSeq, a predicted model, not a curated record